Messenger RNA from Ipomoea nil (Japanese morning glory), 2940 nucleotides. RefSeq lists its product as uncharacterized. Gene Ontology annotation, molecular function: nucleic acid binding; RNA-DNA hybrid ribonuclease activity. The transcript has 8 exons. The record is from RefSeq and is a predicted model, not a curated record. NCBI's taxonomy places the organism in Eukaryota, Viridiplantae, Streptophyta, Magnoliopsida, Solanales, Convolvulaceae. The coding region runs from base 1 to 2940 and encodes 979 amino acids.
AUGGAAAUAAAGGUAGGACGAAUUCAUGCUGAAAGGUUACGUAUAAAGAUUGGUUUUGAAGGCUUAUUCUAUGUGGACAGUGUAGGUGUGGGGGGUAACUUGGCAUUAUUAUGGAGGAAGAAUAACACUGCUAGGCUAUUGAGUUUCUCGAAGAACCAUGUGGAUAUUGAGGUAGCUAUAAGGGAUGAGGUAUGGCGUAUGACAUGUUUUUAUGGGUUUCCACAGCGGAAUAGGCGGAGGGAGGCCUGGCAAUUGUUGAGUGGUUUGAAGGGUAGGUCUACGCUGCCAUGGGUAGUACUGGGAAAUUUCAAUGAUCUCCUAUAUCAACAGGAGAAAAGAGGGGGAAAUCCACAUCCGGAUGACCUUUUGCGAGGCUUUGGGGAAACAUUGGAUAACUGUGGCCUAAUCCAAUUACCGAUGAGAACACAUCAGUUUACAUGGGAGAAGGGUGAAGGUACGGAUGGAUGGAUAGAAGAGAGAUUGGAUAAGGUACUCGUAACGGCACCAUGGACUGAUAUACAUGGGGGGCCUGGGGAGGUGGUAGAGACUGCCUGGCAGGAUGGAAGGGAUAGGGGUUUGCUGAAUUGUCAGCAAUAUUGUGGUGGUAGGCUUAUGCAGUGGGGUGGGGAUCACUGGAAUAAAUUUGGUGAUCAUAUAAAGCAGUUGAGAAAUGAACAAGAUGCACUACGACACCGGAGGGAUUCAACUGCUUUGGUUGAGUUUCGGCGGAUCGAAGUCAUGCUGGGUCAGGUGGAAGUUCAGGAAGAUGUGUUUUGGAGGCAGAGGGCUAAGCAGCACUGGCUCCGUGGUGCUGACGCCAACACAAAAUUUUAUCACAAGUAUGCCUCUGCUCAUAAACGUAAGAAUUAUAUUUCUAGAUUAAAGAAUGAUGUUGGUGAUUGGGUAGAGGGGGAUAAUAUGAAGAGGGUUAUUUUGGAUUACUAUGCAGCUAUUUUUGCCUCUUCUGAAUCUGUGUGUGAGGAUCCCAUGUUUGAUGAUUUUUCUCCCCGUGUGACUCAUGAGCAAAAUAUUGCUUUGUUACGUCCCUAUGAAUCUGAUGAGGUUGGGAGUACUUUAUUUGCGAUGUUUCCUGAUAAGGCACUAGGGCCUGAUGGUAUGAACUCGGACUUCUAUCAGCAGUUUUGGGAUAUAAAUAUGCCUGAAACUGUAGCUGAUAUGAGGCCAAUUGCUCUAAGUAAUGUGUUGUAUAGAAUUAUGGCAAAGGUAAUAGCUAACAGGAUGAAAUCGCUUAUGGGUGACAUAAUCUCGGAAUCGCGAAGUGCUUUUAUCCCUAGAAGGCUAAUUACUGAUAAUAUUCUUAUAGCUGCGGAGGUGGGACAUUAUUUGAAUAGGAAACAGUGUGGUAUAAUAGGUUGGGGGGCCUUAAAGUUAGAUAUGGCUAAGGCCUGUGAUCGAAUGGAAUGGCAAUUCAUGCGAAGAAUGUUGGAGGAGGCAUGUGUGUUAAAGGAGUGUCUGAAACGUUAUGAGGAGUUGUCUGGGCAGAAGGUAAAUUAUCAUAAAUCCAAUAUACGUUUCAGUAAAAACACCAGGGAAGAGGACAGGGAGAUGGUUGCAGAAUGUUUGCAGGUGGAUCAGGCGCCCAAUUUUGGGAAGUACCUGGGGCUACCCUCUUUUAUUGGAAGGAAUAAGAGAGUGGUGUUCUCCUAUAUUGAGGAUAAAGUUAAACAAAGGAUUGGAUCGUGGAACAAGAAAUUGCUUUCACAAAGGACUAUGAACAGGUAUUGGUGGGGAAGUGGUGGAGAAAGGGGGAUUCACUGGAAAGCCUGGGAUAAACUAUGUGUCCCUAUGAAGUUUGGUGGUUUGGGAUUUAAGGAUCUCAAAAGCUUUAAUUUGGCUAUGCUGGGAAAACAAGCAUGUCGUUUUCUCACAAACCCCAGCUCCCUGGUUGCAAAGGUUUAUAAGGCACGAUAUUUUCCCGCUACAUCUUUUAUUGAUGCCAAGGUGGGCAGUUGCCCAAGUUAUGCCUGGAGGAGUAUUAUGGCGGCACAUGAUAUGGUUGUUGCAGGGACUGAUAUGCCUGAGGAACUAAGACAUGCUAAAGUUGCAGGUUUAAUUGAUGACCAGACUAAUAUGUGGGAUCCCCAUAUCUUGUUAGAUUUAUUUAUUACUGAGGAUGUCAAUCGUAUACUCGGGAUCCCUGUAAGCCCUGGUUAUGAUGAGUCAUGGUGCCCCAAAAUGGAAGACUUUUCUGUGGAGAGCAGCUUACCUGUCACAAAUAUUAUUACAGAUUCUUUCCCUGCCUGGCUAACAGCUGCACUUGCAAUUUUGACAAAGGAACAGAGUGGUGUUUUGGUGGCGGUUUUAUAUCAUUUAUGGCAGAGUCGCAACUCAGCCAUGUGGGAAAAAACACUCCCUCACCCCGCCGGUCUAUGGAGGAGGGCAUCCGCGGCCAUGAACUCGUACCGUCAAGCCAAUCACCGGCCUCCGCUCUCUGCUCCGCACGAACCAGAUAUAGGCGUCCACGUCAGGCCAAGGUGUUAUGUAGAUGCAGGCUACCGGCACGCAACGGGGGAGGCCACCUUCGGUGCGGUGCUACUCUUGUCGGAUGGAACGUUUAUGGCAGUGCAAAAUGGAAGGCUGCCAACUUGCUUCUCACCAUUUAUGGCGGAAACCUUAGCUUGUAAGGAGGCUCUAUCCUGGUUGCUCGAAUGGAAUAUAAUGGACGUGGAUCUACUCACCGAUUGCUUGCAACUCCGGAAUGCCAUGCGCCAGGAAUCAACGAUUAUAAUGUCUUAUGCUGGCGUCACAGUGGACCAAUGUAGGUCGAUGGUGGCUUCGUUUACUUAUUGCUCGUUAAGUUAUGUUUCUAGACAGGUUAAUUCAUCUGCACAUGUUUUAGCUUCUUUAGCUUUUUCUCAGGACCAGUUCAUGUUAUGGGAUUCAAUCCCUCAUGACUCUAUUGCAGCUUUGCUUCAUUAA